Molecule: messenger RNA, 1456 nt
Organism: Amaranthus tricolor (Joseph's coat)
Lineage: Eukaryota; Viridiplantae; Streptophyta; Magnoliopsida; Caryophyllales; Amaranthaceae
Product: 2-oxoglutarate-Fe(II) type oxidoreductase hxnY-like
Exons: 11
Coding region: 83-1033 (316 amino acids)
Source: RefSeq, a predicted model, not a curated record
ACAAAGUAACAACUGAAUGGGGCGAGUAGAGACGGAUGCCCCAUUUUCUUUUCUAUUUGAUUUUGGGUGAGAGGCUGAGAGAAUGAAAGAAGAGAGUUCAAUUAUGAAGCUUCCCAUCAUUGAUUUAUCAGCGCCUGACCGACUUUCUACUGCUGCUACUCUUCGUCAGGCAUGCAUUGAAGUAGGUUUCUUUUACAUUGUAAAUCAUGGAGUGGACAAAGAUUUGCUCAAGAGGCUGUUUGAAGAGAGUAAUAAAUUCUUUUCGCUUCCCUUGGAAGACAAAAUGAAACUUAACAGGAAGGAACUUCGAGGAUAUACAGCAUUAUAUUCUGAAAAGUUGGAUCCCUCUUUGAACACUCAAGGUGAUCCGAAGGAGUCCUUUUAUAUUGGCCCGCUUCAUGGAGAAGUAAGCGAUUUAAACCAGUGGCCUUCUGAAGAGCUUCUUCCAAAUUGGAGACAAGUUAUGGAAACAUACCAAAGUCAAGUUCUGAGAGCGGGGAAGAAUCUACUAUCACUUCUUGCACUGGCCUUGAAGCUUGAUGAGAAGUAUUUUGAGAAUGUAGGAGCGUUAGAUCAACCAAUGCCUUUUCUUCGCCUCAUACAUUACCCUGGUGGUCUCAGUGGCCAAACUGAUGAAGUUUUAGGCGCAUCGGCACACUCUGAUUAUGGGAUGAUCACUUUGCUGGCAACUGAUGGUGUUCCUGGACUACAGGUUUGCCGUGAUAAAGAUCAUGAGCCUCGUAUUUGGGAAGAUGUUCUUGAUAUUGAGGGGGCUUUAAUUGUCAACAUUGGAGACAUGACAGAGAGGUUGACAAAUUGUUUAUUUAGGUCUACAUUGCAUAGAGUGGUGCCAAAGGGACAAGAACGAUAUUCUGUAGCUUUUUUCCUCGAUCCGGCGAAUGAAUUUUCGGUGAAAUGCUUAGAAACUGCCUGCAGUGAGUCAAAUCCUCCCAGAUUUCCCCCAGUCCGCUAUAUCGACUACCUCCGAGAACGUUUCAGACUUACAUUUGCAUCUGAUCAAGAGGCUUCUUAGCUGAUCACUUGCUAGUUGCUACUCACAAAAGUUGUAUGUUGGAAUGAGUUUUACUGAUAUUGGUGGUUAGACUAAUAAGUUUAACAACUCAUUUACACACUUGUACAUGACAGUGUAUUUUUAACUUGUGAACGAGAUUUUUGUGACUUAUGAGGAAAAAUAGUUAUUCGUCUGCUAUAAAUAAAUUCUAACCUUAUAUUAUUUUAAAUAAUUUAAUAUUUUCUAUAAACUUGCUUUCAGACUACCUAAAAAUUUUAGUAACCUGUUAUAACAUGAUUUGUUUUAUAAAAUGGAAAAUGAAAUAUUAAAACUACAAAAAAAAAAUUAAAAAUAGAAAGAUAAAUAUUAAAAUAACAGGAUAAUAAAUAAAAACUAUUCCCUGACAAUAUGUAAACGGAGUAUUUGACAAAAGAAAGGAAAAUU